This is a messenger RNA of Rodentolepis nana, 1264 nucleotides long. The record is from the annotation of a GenBank genome assembly. NCBI's taxonomy places the organism in Eukaryota, Metazoa, Platyhelminthes, Cestoda, Cyclophyllidea, Hymenolepididae.
CUUCUUUUAGACCAAAGGAAGUCCAGCGAGUGGUUUUGUUCUCCCCCAGGGGUUCGUACCGGGUCAGGCGUUUGGUUUAACAGACUGUAGGAAGCUACGACUGACCGAUGUGGCGGGUUCGAGGCUAGUUCGUCUGGUGCGACUGCGAAAUCUCUGGCCGUCGGCUCGAGUGGGUUGGGUCGGAGCUUGGUCCGAGGGAUCAUCGGAAUGGAUUUCACUACCACCUGAAGACCGAAUUAAAGUUGGACUUGUCAAAGGGGAGGGAGAAUUCUGGAUGUCUAUGGAAGACUUUCUCGCAAAUUUCGACUACCUCGAUAUAUGCCAUUCUCCAAGCAAUGAGCACACUAUCAGUGGAUCCAAUACCCUUUCUCUGACAAAUCACACAUCAGGAGGAUCAGAGAGUAAAGUCACCCGGGCUUUGCCGAGUUUCUUCGGCCGGUGGGUGCGAGGAGUGACUGCUGGUGGACGUCCAUUUGUCCGAGCUAGCCACUGGGCGAACCCUCAAUAUGUUGUUCGGAUUCCAACUCCUGAUAUGGGAGAUCCUGAAGGCUUAGCCGCUUUGGUGGUUGCGCUUCUUCAAGCAGACUCCAGACCAUUAAGACAUCGUGCCCCACUACUUCUCUCCAUUGGUUUUGUAUUGUACAGACUUCCACCUGGAUCGAAUCCCCCAAUGACCCGACAUUUCUUUGAGACCAACAACCACGUAGCAAGUGUCGACUUCUUCUAUGAUUCGCGAGAAGUUGUGAAACGAUUCCGACUCGUUCCAGGCGUCUAUCUCCUUAUCCCCUGCACCUAUGCCGCUGACAAACCAGGCGAAUUCCUUCUUCGAGUCCUCUUUGAACAAGCUGAUCGAACGUUAGAAUGUGCUCAGGGACAGAUAGAUGCGGGAAGUAUAAUGCCACAAGCACUCUCGGAUCCAGAUCCGCAGUUUGAAGCGAUCACUCCGCGAAUUCGACGGCUUUUCUAUGAGGCCGGGGGAGAUUCUAUGGCUGUUGAUGCCUUCCAGUUGGAUUCGAUACUCAAUACAAUACUCAAAGAGGAUCAUCGUUUGCCCUACACUAUGUUAACAACGGACGCCUGUCGAGCAUUAAUAUCAAUGCAAAAUGACCACUACACAGGUAAGUUGGUUGAAUCGCAGUUCCAACCCCUCUGGAGUCUCCUACGAUGCUGGUCACGCAUGUUCGCCAGUUUCGAUCCUCAGCGAUCGGGAUUCAUCACCUGUCUGGAUUUUCGUAUUCUAAUUGAACAAGUUGGUGAGUUCUAG